Messenger RNA from Rhizophagus irregularis DAOM 181602=DAOM 197198, 1451 nucleotides. Lineage: Eukaryota; Fungi; Glomeromycota; Glomeromycetes; Glomerales; Glomeraceae. The record is from RefSeq and is a predicted model, not a curated record.
AUGUCUAAAACGUCAGGGGAAAGCCAAAUUCCGAAGACGGCCUUGGUUUCAACAUUCUCAGCACCUAGUGCGCUACAAACUACAACCACUACUCAAUCUUCUUCUACAUCGACUCUCACAGCCCCCAUAAUAACAACAUCAAAUACUGUUGUCACGACAAAGCCUGCUAUUACGGCAGGACUAACAAAACUGUCAAAUACAGGACCUUCUGUUACGAAUGAACAGCCAAAAGAUGAUUCUGAAGAUGAGGUGGAGUUCUUUACAGAGAAGAAGACCCGUACAACUCCACUUUCUCCUGAGGAUGAAAAGAUCCUUAAAAAGUCGGAUUUCCCUCGUAGGAAAAAAAGAGAGCCAAUUUAUCAUAAUGGAAUUUUUUCAAAAGAUGAUAUCAAGGAACCAACAUGGGGAUACCAAAAAUCUUACAGAAGGAUUGUUCCUAAUAUAAAUGAUAUUGGUAAUUCUAAGAAAGACUUACUGGAACAACUUAAGAUCAGAGACAAACCUAUUGCUACUUCAAAAAGCCUUACAAACACGACGGAAGCUAAUAAAAAGAAAGUGCCGGGUUCAGAGGUCCCUCCAGAGAGUGAUGUAGAAGCUCGACUUGUAUACGAGUUACUUCUCAAACCACGGCGGGAUGGACCAUACGCAUAUAGAGGGGAAUAUGAUGGUACUUGGUCUCCCCUUUAUGGGGAUGGGAGAGAUGAAAAGCCAAAGUUGGAACCUUUGAGAUGGAAACAACAAUCAUAUUAUAAAGAAUAUGUUAAAGAUGUUAAAAGAACAAAAUUUCCAAUUACAGAAGAAAGAUAUGAAGCUCCUAGUUGGUGGGAUAAGCAUCCUUAUAAACCAGUUCCAAAAGAGUUAACUAAAGAUAUGGACCAAUACGAUCUUUCCCGAGAGGCUUUUGCUGAAGAUAUUGUGACGAAGAUGGGACUUAGACCUGAUCCUCCAAAAGAAACCAAAAUAGUCGCUGAACCUUGCAACUGCUGUAAUACAGUUGUUCAAAAAUCCAAGGAAGAGAAAAUGUUCUUUCACAAACUUUAUAAUCCGCUUGUUGGAGGUUUCGAAUCACAACCACUAAAUCAACCUUGGGUUUUCGUAUAUGCGGCAUUACCCGGAGAGUUUGAAGACCGUACUCCAACUUACGCUGAGUUGCUUAAUAAAUAUAAAUCAGGCAUUCCUCAGCGCAACAUGUAUAUUCUUGAUGAACCGCCAAGGAUGCCACGAAUCGAUUUGAGCAACAUUAUCGAGGGAGAGAUUGAAUUUUCCAAAAUCGUGAAGGAAGAUGUUCAUAAAAUUUGUCAUCAAGAUAAAAAAUGUGAUUGUCCGUAUGCGAAGAAAGAACCAGAAGUAAAACAAUCACCGACCAUACCAAGAUCACAUUUCUAUUGUUAUGAGCGUCUUGGCAAAAAACCUAGAGAAAACAAGCCAACUACCUUUGAAAUGAUCCAUGG